This is a messenger RNA of Leptosia nina, 3231 nucleotides long. The record is from the annotation of a GenBank genome assembly. Lineage: Eukaryota; Metazoa; Arthropoda; Insecta; Lepidoptera; Pieridae.
AUGUUUUCCAAAAACCUCACGAGCAAAGACUCCUUCUUGGAGCAAAUGAAAGCGGCGAGGGAAGAGAGAGCUUUAGAAAAGAAGAGGGAACAAUCAGCUACAAAGAUACAAGCAAUAGUCAGGGGCUGGUUAGCUAGACAGAGAUUUAUAAAGAUUAUUUUAGAUGAAUUUGAUGAACUUCUACCUGAAUCAAGUCACGGAUCACAAGAUGAAGGGCAGCAGAUGGAAUUUGUACAAGCUCUGGAUGUUUAUAAAGUGACCUGUCGCCUGUUCCUCAUAUUUAAGCAGCAAAGAGACAGAAAGAGAUUCGAGAAACUGUGCAAGUACAUAGUUCAAAGCCUCCACUCAGAGUCUGUGAAAAUAUCUUAUGUGGGAGUGUUCUUAAAUAAGGAUUAUAGUCUGUGCUGGAUUUCUCACAUAAAAGAUCUACUUUUUAAAUGCUGUCAGUACCUAGAACAAUUGAAGCCAGAGUCACCACUUGACAUGCAAAGCAUUCUUAUACACUUGCACACACUUUUGGAAUUUACGGCGACAAAUACCUGGGCAUUGACUCGCAUGAAAAACUUCGAUAAACUCCGAGGUGGUAUGACGCAGCUCUGUGCUAAUGUGAUGGGAUCCUUGUUUCAUAAAGGAUAUUAUUUGACUUUAAAAUCACUACUCCUCAGAGGUAUUUGUCGGGAAAAGGUGGCCCUGAAGAACAUCGCUCUAUCUGCUAUCGUGGCUUUAGCUCUACGACCAUUGAUCUCAGCACAGUUUUCGGAGAAACUACUCACUAUGUUCAUUAUACAGAUUCUAUCUGUACCUACUUUGGUGUAUCACAUGCAACUUAUAUCACCUGAGUCCAUAUCGACAUUCCGAACCCACGCACUGUUCGACAAGUCCAUUGAGUUUCUGAGCGCGGAUCAAAACAUGAGAAUUGUGUUCAAUACUUUGGAAGGAAACUAUGCUUUGUGUUUGCUCGGAAAUCUAAUACAAAUGGCGCAUAUUGAACGUGAGCACGCGCAUGCUGAGACGUUUUAUCCUACUUUUGUGCUAGUUACUACACGCUUCUUAGACAGUUGCCAACAAUACGUGGUGUGCAAGAAGGGAAAUCUAAGCAACUGGCAUCCGGUGUUAGGCUGGUUCGCACAAAGCUUUGACGCUUAUCUUCCCCCUACUAUGGGAAACCUUCGGACCCAACUGUCUUUGCUAUGGGGUGCUCCGAUGUUGAAGAAGCUCUUGGCUUAUCCGUUGAAGGAAAUGAUCGACGGCGGUGUGGGGGAGGAGGGGGCUGGGCCUUCACAGCAGUCUUCACCAAUACAAAGUAAUAACCCCGCAUCUUUUAUACGGAGGGCGUUAGAAGCAAGGACUAAUAGGGGUAAUUCAAAUAAGAACUUCAGAAAGCUCGGCUCACCCGACUGUACGAAGGUAGCCCUAAUAUGUUCCAUGUAUCACACAGCGCUGCAGACAAUGACGCAAGUCAAACUAGAUAUAUUGACGGGUCUGUGCAAUCAAGACGAAAUUCUAUACUCCUUAUGGCAAUUCCUGUGUACUCUCGGACCGAACAGCGGGCUAAAAGCAUUCUUAGACCUGCUUGCUGUUAAUACGAAAUCAUCAGCACCGGAAUUUCAAAUGCUCAUCCUAUUUGCUGAUUGUAUGACGCAUUAUGUUACAAUACUUGACGAUAUGGAAAUGUAUGAAAAGCAAGAGCCGUUCAAACUGCAAGACUUUGUUAACAUGUCUGCCUUUUUAAACAUGUUCAUUUAUAAGUCUAUUAUAGGACAGUUAUUUGAUCUCAAGAGUAUUCAGAGCAACGAGGUGUUCCGUUCUGUACAUACAUUGCUGCUGGUGCUCUACCGCCGUGACUGCAGACGAUCGUACACCCCUCCGUCGCAUUGGCUCGUACGCGAUAUUAGAGACUCGCACUUCAUGGCGGACCUGGAAAAGGGAAAGAAACCACAACAGGUGCUAGUACAAAAGACUCCGCACAUGAUAGCGCACGGUGAAAGAGUCAGGUUAUUCCGGCGAGCAGUUGCAGACGAAAAGGUAGUUCUAGGUCUGACUGAGCGCGCCUGUGGAGGUCGUUCUACUCUAGUUACUGUUCGUCGUAACAGACUAGUCGAAGACGGCUACAGACAACUUGCCGCUUUGCCCAGUCGAGCGCUCAGAGGAGUUGUCAGGGUACGCUUCAUUAAUGAACAAGGCUUGGAUGAGGCUGGUAUAGAUCAGGAUGGAGUGUUCAAAGAAUUUCUCGAAGAGACGAUAAAGCGAGUCUUCGACCCGUCGCUGAACCUCUUCCGUGUUACGAGUGAAGAGCGGUUGUACCCAUCGCCCACUUCUUGCCUUCAAGACAACCAUUUACAGUUGUUCGAAUUUAUUGGCAGAAUGCUGGGAAAAGCGGUGUACGAGGGAAUUGUAGUGGAUGUUCCAUUUGCCUCGUUCUUCCUGAGCCAAGUGCUGGGCCAAACUCAGCAGGCGCUUUACAGCUGGAUCGACGAGCUGCCAUCGCUUGACCGCGACCUCUAUCGGAGUCUUACUUACAUUAAACACUUUCAGGGUGAUAUAUCCAGCUUGGAAUUGACAUUCUCAGUCGACGAAGAACGAUUGGGGGAAAUCGUCACUCAUGAACUGGUACCUGGAGGCAAAGCUAUACCGGUGACCAAUGAAAAUAAAAUAAACUAUAUACAUCUGAUGGCACACUUUCGUAUGCACACACAAAUUAAGGAUCAGACAAAUGCGUUCAUCAAAGGCUUCAGAGCUAUUAUCAAUCCAGAGUGGCUAUCAUUGUUCUCAACGCCAGAAUUACAACGUCUCAUAAGCGGUGACAACGUACCGUUGGACUUGAGAGAUCUGCGACGUCACACGCAGUACUACGGCGGUUUCCACGAUUCCCACCGCGUGGUCUGCUGGCUGUGGGACGUGUUACAACGAGACUUCACUGAACACGAACGAGCACAGUUCCUCAAGUUCGUGACGUCAUGCUCGAAGCCUCCAGUACUGGGCUUUGCUCAUCUCAAGCCGCCCUUCUCAAUACGUUGCGUCGAAGUGGGUGAUGAUGAAGAUACCGGGGAUACAAUAGGCAGUGUCAUUCGAGGCUUCUUUACAAUACGCAAGAAGGAUCCACUGAAUCGCCUGCCCACUUCGUCCACAUGCUUCAACCUGCUCAAGUUGCCCAACUAUCAGAAGAGAAGCACUUUACGCGACAAAUUAAGAUAUGCGGUAAACAGUAACACUGGCUUUGAACUUUCUUAA